AUGUCUACAGUGCCAGAAGCUGAUGGCGUGCGGGAGCCGCCCCGCGACAGUCCGCUGAAGGAGCGUGCGGAGGCAAGCGGUACAAUGAACGACAUUUCCGCGAGUUCCUACGCAGCUGAUGCACGCAGGAUGCAGCUCUUUUCGCACCCCCACGUCGGCCAUCGAGAGCUCUCGAUUCACGCUGUUUCUACCCACGAGCUGCUCAAGCCCAAAGAGGAGCCUUCGUACAGCCUGGCUUCACCGGAACACUGUUCCGUCAGCCUCUCUCAUACAGUAAAGAGACCCGAGAGGCCCGGACCCUACAACCACUAUGAGCGAGUCAAUACUCCGGUGCUCACUCGAGUCAAAACUGUGCCGACCGUGGCUACGUCACUGCCAGAGACUAUAAGCAGUGCGGAGCCUAAACCGGAGCCGGCAUCAAGCUCGAGUUCAGGAAACUCAGAGAACUCGACACCCACAUCUGAGGCCACCAAACCUCCAUACUCUUAUGUGGCUCUAAUCACUAUGGCGAUACAAAACAGUGAGACCAAGAAGGCAACAUUGAGCGAAAUCUACGCUUACAUAACCAAGGAGUUUCCCUACUUCCAAAAGAACAAGAAGGGCUGGCAGAACUCCAUCCGACACAAUCUCAGUCUGAACGAAUGUUUCAUCAAGGUACCUCGUGAGGGCGGCGGCGAGCGUAAGGGAAAUUACUGGACGCUUGAUCCGCAAUGUGGGGACAUGUUCGAGAAUGGGAACUUUAGGCGGCGUCGCCGUAUGAAGAGGCCGUUCCGUGGGCCACCGUAC
Molecule: messenger RNA, 786 nt
Organism: Zerene cesonia (dogface butterfly)
Lineage: Eukaryota; Metazoa; Arthropoda; Insecta; Lepidoptera; Pieridae
Product: forkhead box protein L2-like
Exons: 5
Biological process (GO): regulation of transcription by RNA polymerase II; cell differentiation; anatomical structure morphogenesis
Molecular function (GO): DNA-binding transcription factor activity, RNA polymerase II-specific; RNA polymerase II cis-regulatory region sequence-specific DNA binding
Source: RefSeq, a predicted model, not a curated record